Messenger RNA from Ylistrum balloti, 2746 nucleotides. RefSeq lists its product as uncharacterized. The transcript has 2 exons. The record is from RefSeq and is a predicted model, not a curated record. The coding region runs from base 80 to 1408 and encodes 442 amino acids. Lineage: Eukaryota; Metazoa; Mollusca; Bivalvia; Pectinida; Pectinidae.
ACACACACACACGCACGCACGCACGCACGCACACACACACACACACACACAUAUAUAUAUUACACCUUGUAUCAACACCAUGGUGCGUCAGUCAGGCAAGAAGAGGAAAUCCUUUCCUACUCGUUCAAGCCCUGGAAAGGUGAAGAAGGCCAGAACCAGCACUCCACUCCCUGACUCUGAUGGUGAAGCUGCUGCUGCUGCUGUUGUGGACCAGACUCAAGACCAUCAAGCCCCUCAAAGCCAUGCUGCUGAAGGCCCUGAUGCAAAAGCCCCUGCAGGCCCCGAACAAGCUCCUGAAGGCCCUGGUGCUCAAGCCCAUGGAAGCCCUGCUGAAUUCCCUGAAGGCCCUGAACAAGCUCCAACCAGAGGGAGGAAUAGGCAAGGGACUAAGAAGAGAGAGAGGAAACAGUACGCCGUUUCCGAGGAGCAUGAGGACAAUGUGCUGGAAUGGCUGAGGGAGAACGAGUAUCUCUGGAGAAAGGGCCACAGACUGUAUCGGGACUCAAAGAAGAAACAGGCAGCUUGGGGAGACAAGGCAGAGAGCCUGGGGUACACUACAGAAGUACUCCUUGGAUGGUGGAAGCACAUGCACUCCUGGUAUGGAAAGCUACAUCUCAAGAAAUCUGGGCAGGCCGCCGUCAAGCUCACUGACCGGGAGAAGUACGUUAUAGCCAAGUGCACUUUCCUGGAUGGUGAAAUCCGCCACCGAGGAGCAGCCCCGUUGAAACCCCUCUUCCUCAGCCAACCUACAGACAGCCAGGCAUCUUCAAGCCAGAAACAACCUACCCUAUCCAGACAGGUGUCUUCAGAGAGCCCCACAGCAGACACCCCCUCAACAGCUGCAACCCCCGUGGUGCCGAAUUUAAAGGAUCCCGUCGAGAAUGACACCCUGUUCUACAAAUUGGAGGAACAAGCGGUAGCCGCCAGAGGCCAACCAAUCCCUACCUCCAGCACCAGCUUUAGAAGCUGUAGGCAGAGAUGCAGACUGGAGAGCCAGGACGACAGUGUACUGUUGGAGAUAAGGGAUACAAUGAAGACCAGCACAGAACUUCUCUCUCAACUGGUCGACUCGGACAGGGCAUCCUCUGUUCGGAAGCCCUUCAUUAUCUACGUGAGCCAGACCCUGAGGGACCUGCCCGAGGCCGAGUACCAGGUGAUGAAGCAGAAGAUUACAGCACUUCUCCACAACCCUCAAGGCCCAGCUGAAGCUCGUCUCACCCAGUGCAGGUCUGCUCCUCCACCCCAGGCGACGACGCAGCCCUUCCAUGGUUUUCAAAAGCCCCUCUCCUACCAAGGCUACGGCUACCAGGACUUCUCACAGCAGAAGCAGAAUUUCCCAGUCCAGACCCAGGUUUAUCGGACGCCACAGAUGAUGUUGAAGACUAAGACCAAGAGUGAUAAGAUGUAGCGGAUGUGAGUUGCGAGGAUGUCCAGAGGAUGCAGAGAGGAUACAGCGGACGUUUAACAGAUGAUAACGGACAUAGAACAGUUGUGGCUCGUAUAUGUUGCGGAUAUACAUCGCACAAGGCGGAAAGUUCAUCCGUUCUAAAAGUUUUGUGCAGCUCAAAAUUUUUUAAGCGGAUGAAAUCACGAUGGACGGAUGUUCGAUAGUAGAGCGUAUGAAAGACGUAUGCAAUAAAUGUACAACGGAUGCAUAGUGUUUUCCAACGGAUGGCAAGAGUUGUUUACAUUUUACAUCCUCUUUGCAUCCGUAAGUGCAGUGAGACCGGGCCUUAACAAUAGGUGACAAGGUGGACGGAUGUACUAAUAACUUUUAUGAUAGACAAUACGACAGCUUUACAAAAAUGUAUUUUAAACUGUAUAGAUAUUAUAACAUAGUAACUGUAUGCCUAUAGCAAUUUCUUCCAUUAUUUCAGGAACACUAUUAUAUUUUUUCAAUAGUAAGACAGAUGUUUAUAUGUUUUUCCGUACAUUUUCAGUUCCGUAGAUAAUGGAAUAUGUUUCCGAUAUUUCCGAUACACAUAUCGACACGUGACAUAUGAUUUCUUGUUUCGCAUUGCUCUGUCAUGUCCCUGUCUCCAUAUGAAUUUUCUACUAUCGGGAAGGUUUGAUGGGGUUGAAUACGUAUUGAGUACAGUGUAAGCUGUUACUGAUUCAUGGUGGGUGUGUACGUUAGCCAAUAAUACUGAAAUUGAUGUGAUUAAUGUUCCAGAUUUUACAAUUUGACUUCAAAUAUUUCCCGACAUUACGAAGCAGAAAAAAACAACUGAACCGGUGGAGACAAAGAAUUCAGGUCAAACAAGAAUGGAAAGGAUGUAAUGUUAACAUUACCUGAACUAAAUGAAAAAAAACAAGGGCGUGAGGGUCAUAUUACCUGAAAAAAUAAGGAUGUGAGGUAAUAUUACCUGAACUGAAUGAACCAUUGUUUCAGUUCAAGUCAGAAAUAACAACCGCAAACUAAUAUACAUCGCGGUGAGCAUUCAAACUACUUUCAGAUUAAUGGAUAAUUUGCAAACUCUCUGGAUGAUCGUGAAUUUACUGGGCUUCGUUGAAUUUUAGAUGAUAAGAUGAAGUUUAUGUGUUGAGUCACCCUCUAAAAAUGAACCAACUGCACCGAUUUACUGCCUUACAAAUGACUGUCCAAAAAAAGUAUACAUAUAAUUUCAUCCGUUUGACUGGGGAAUAAGGAUGGAAUGAAUUUCUCCGUGUUAUGUUUUUCCAAUAGGUGGCGUGUUGUGUAUUAGCACGUGCGGGUCGUGCUUUUUUUUCGUUUGCUAUUAAGUGA